This is a messenger RNA of Cyanidioschyzon merolae strain 10D, 1080 nucleotides long. RefSeq names its product similar to actin-related protein. NCBI's taxonomy places the organism in Eukaryota, Rhodophyta, Bangiophyceae, Cyanidiales, Cyanidiaceae. The transcript has a single exon. Bases 1 to 1080 code for a protein of 359 amino acids. The record is from RefSeq and is a predicted model, not a curated record.
AUGACCGAGGACGGCAGACCAGUUGUGAUCGAUUCCGGAGCACUUUACACACGUGUAGAUUUCGCUGGUAAUGAUGUGCCAAGUGUAACAGUGCGAACGGCGUCUGAAACGCCUGUAAACGGCGUCAGCGUGGAGACCGAUCCCGGUCGCAGCGCCGGUGCGAUUCCGGACUGGGAGAGGCUCGCUGGUUUCUGGGACUCGGUUCUGACGGAGAGUCUUGGGACCAGGGCAGAGAAUCAGCCACUCUUGGUCGUUGAUUGGGCAGAGUCAACGAAGUUCUCCAGGGAGCUUCUGGCACAAGUCGCUUUCGAAACACUGGGCGUGCCGGCGCUUUACCUCGCAGCACCUGCAGUUCUCGCACUAUACGCUGUCAACCGAACAACGGGCUUAUCUAUUGACGUAGGGCAUACGAGUUUGCGGAUCGCGCCUGUGUACGAGGGUUUCCAGUUUGGAUACGCGACGACCACGCUGCCGAUCGGUGGAAUCGAUAUCGAAGCAAGGCUCAGAACGCUCGUUCUUGAAACGCACAUCGGGGAUGCGACCACGACACGAGCGUUAGACACGCUUGACUGGCGCGUACUAAAAGAGGCCGUUUCAGAAGUCCGGCCGAAGCAAGGCGUAGACGGCGAAACGUCAACGUUCACUGCCAAGCAAUAUGCAGUGGUCGAGGGGCGCAGCAUCCUCGUCACCCCGGACCAGUACCUCGGCUGCACCGAGAUGCUUUUCACGCCGGCGACCUCUCCCGAUGGGAAAAACAGGAGCACAUUCACGGAGAGGGUUCAUCUAGCGCUUAUGCAAUGCGAGCCGGAUAUUCGGCGAGAACUUGCCGCGAAUAUAAUGUUAUAUGGAGGUGGCGCUGCGCUCAAAGGACUCGCAGAACGUCUUCGUAGUGAGCUCGUUGACGUAUUGCCGUCGUCUAUGCAUCCGAAUGUCGCUGUUGCGCAUGACCCUUCGACCGUCGCUUGGCGUGGGGGAUCGAUUCUUGCCUCCAUAACGAUGUUUCAGCAGUUGUGGGUCACGAAGCAAGAUUAUAACGAACAUGGGCCGCUCUGCAUUCUGCGAAAAGAUACGAUGCGAUGA